UUGAUCGAUAGAAUCACUCAGUGUGAAACAUGUCUGGAAGAGGCAAAGGCGGUAAGGGACUCGGGAAAGGAGGCGCUAAGCGUCACCGUAAAGUUUUGCGCGAUAACAUCCAGGGUAUCACCAAACCCGCUAUUCGUCGUCUUGCUCGCCGCGGCGGCGUCAAGCGCAUCUCCGGUCUGAUCUACGAGGAGACCCGCGGAGUGUUGAAGGUGUUUCUGGAGAACGUGAUCCGCGAUGCCGUCACCUACACCGAGCACGCCAAGAGAAAGACCGUCACCGCCAUGGAUGUUGUGUACGCGCUGAAGAGACAGGGACGCACCCUGUACGGCUUCGGGGGAUAAACGCCUGAAACAAACCACAUUAAACAAAAGGCUCUUUUAAGAGCCACACACUCUGACACAUAAAGAGUCAAUGUUUUGAUUAUACCAAUCAUUAAACUAAUUUGUUUUCUGAAUCUAUGACACCCCACCAAAUAUCUUUACACAGACUUUUACAAACAUUUGCUUUUCU
This is a messenger RNA of Pimephales promelas (fathead minnow), 510 nucleotides long. The record is from RefSeq and is a predicted model, not a curated record. NCBI's taxonomy places the organism in Eukaryota, Metazoa, Chordata, Actinopteri, Cypriniformes, Leuciscidae.